CAUCUGUUAUUGAUCAAAUGACUUUAUUUGAAUUUUUGACUUGGUUGGAUUUCGAUCGAUCUUCUUCUAUGAACGCAGCAGAAAUGUUAGAAGAACCAUAUGUUGAAAAUUCUCUUUGGCGUACUGAUUUUAAUCAACCACCUCUACUUAAAACAUCCGCUUUACUUCCUCGAAUAGUUUUAUCAUGUGGUACAAUAUUAAUUCAACGCAAAGAACCUUCUUCUAUUAGUUUUACUUGUCGUUAUGAUGAUUCCAUGUUAGCUAUUUAUUCGAUUCUUUCGAUCGGAAUACCAUAUCGAGAUGCAUUUGAAGAAUUUCUCGAUAAUAAACAAGGUAUACGUCUUAUAAAUUUGGUUUAUAAAUAUAUCGGAACAUUAUCUAUUGCUAUUGUAGAGAAUGAUAUAAAAGCCUUACACCAAAUUUUAUUGAAAAAUUAA
Molecule: messenger RNA, 437 nt
Organism: Adineta steineri
Lineage: Eukaryota; Metazoa; Rotifera; Eurotatoria; Adinetida; Adinetidae
Source: the annotation of a GenBank genome assembly